Molecule: messenger RNA, 855 nt
Organism: Beauveria bassiana ARSEF 2860
Lineage: Eukaryota; Fungi; Ascomycota; Sordariomycetes; Hypocreales; Cordycipitaceae
Product: methyltransferase type 12
Exons: 3
Coding region: 1-855 (284 amino acids)
Source: RefSeq, a predicted model, not a curated record
AUGGCAAGUGUAGACUGGGAAACCCUCAACAAGAACCUCUGGGACGAGCGUGCACCGCUGCACGCCGCCUCACCCGACUACAAGAUCCACGACUUCCUCACCAACCCAUCUUACAUCUCCUCCGUCGUGGCCUUUGACGCCCCUCUGCUCGGCCCACUCGCCGGCCUGCGCUGCGCUCACCUCCAGUGCCACAUUGGUACCGACACGCUGAGCCUUGCGCGCCGCGGCGCCGCCUCCGUGGUCGGCCUCGACUUUUCCUCCGCAUCUCUCAACGAGGCGCGGCGCCUCGCCGCCGCCACAAGCUCCUCUGGCGGUGACAAGCUCGGCUUUGUCGAAGCGUCCGUGUACGACGCCCUCCGCGUGCUGCCAAACGCAGAGUUUGACCUGGUCUUUACCGGCAUUGGCGCGCUCUGCUGGAUCCCGGACAUUAAAGAAUGGGCCGCGGUUGUGGCUGGGCUGUUGAGGAAAGGCGGGAGGCUGUUUCUCCGCGAGGGACACCCCGUGCUCUGGGCGGUGGAUGACAAGGUCGAGAAUGGAAGGCUGGUGGUCAAGUAUCCGUACUUUGAGCGCGGCGGAGAGGCGCUGCUGCUACAGGACGAAGGUAGCACGUACGUUCAGCACAAGGAGCAUGUGUUCGAGCAUACGGCGUCGGCAGAGUUUAACCACGGCCUGGGGGAGAUUCUACAGGCGCUGCUAGACGCGGGCCUCCGGGUGACGGGGCUCAAGGAGCACCAGAGCGUGCCCUGGGAGGCUAUCCCGGGCGAGAUGGAGUAUAUUGGUCAAGGCGAGUACGCCCUCAAGAGCGAGCGCUGGCGGCUACCACUGAGCUAUACUCUGCUGGCCAUCAAGGAAUGA